AACGAACCGCCCAACAAUCGUAUAAUGGAUCGACGCGUACCGGCAGCAGCAUCCAAGCAGGCCACGGUCGUUGAGCAAAAGCAGCUUUUCUUACAGACACGCAAACAUAUCCUAUCGCGUGGAAUUCCGCCCUCAGAACGACUGCGCACGCUUGCACAAGAUGGCGGUAUCGAGCUUAGUGUCAUGAAGGGAGUUUUGGAAAAAGUAAAUCGCGACUUGAAACAACACUCGCGCAAAGUAUACAGCCGCCAGAUGAUAGAGCACGUCGUCGAGCAGAUCGACACUCUUUACUGGGAGUCGGGCGCACAACACAUCGACGACGAAGACACACAUGCCACAUCCGAUACACAUGAAGACGAUGCGAACGCGCUGUAUCAGGGCGACGACCUCACACUCGAUGAGAAUAUUGCGAAACUGCCUGCUACAUGGCAUGGCCGUGAUGCGAACAGCGAUAUAACACGAGACGAAUACCUCUCCUCCCUGUCCCGUCUCCAAGAACUCUCCGCACAUCGACAAACGCUGCAGAACCGGCUUGACUCGUAUCGCACCCUACUAUCGCUCCUUGAACCGUAUCGCGCGCCAAAGGAGAAUAUACAGCCAAAUUUGGUAUGGAAGGAUGCGCCGCUUGCGCCAGAGUUGGCAAAGACGCGGACGUUGGCUAUACGUGUUGCAGCGAGGGUAGAGGAGCGAUUCGGUGAUGUACAGGUUCCAGCGACUGCGGAGGAUGAGGAGGACGUUGACAUGGAAGACCUCGGGAAUCGCGGGCGAAACAAAGUAGAUGCAGUCCUGGCGAGCUGGUAGUUGUUUUCGCUUUCCCCAGCGUGAUUCGGUUAUGGCGUUUGGAUAAAGAUACCCUUGUUGCAAUUAUCAUGGACAUCCCAGAAAGCCUUCUUCGGCCCUCCACCAUCUGCGGGACUGUUACAUAUCUCGUGUCCUCCAUCAAGCUCCCAAUAUCAUGAUGGGACUUCUUUCCGCCGACCUCAACCCUCAACCCCACCGGAACUAGUUUCCUGUAGCCGAAGGGGGCCAGGUCAGGAAUGUGAGGAAUCUUAUGAGCAGUCAGUAAACCACCUGAUUGAAUUUGUAAAUAGAGAACAACUUGCAUACAGCUGCAGGGUCGCGGGUAGAAAGUUGGAUUGGGACAUGGUAGAGUCGUGUACUUCCAUGGUACAGCUGACCAAGCUGAGGUGCAAAUCACUCUGUCGCUAUCUGGAGCAUCAAUGGUAUAACACACGGUCACAGCUACCGGAUUGUUUACAGAUAA
Molecule: messenger RNA, 1264 nt
Organism: Pyrenophora tritici-repentis Pt-1C-BFP
Lineage: Eukaryota; Fungi; Ascomycota; Dothideomycetes; Pleosporales; Pleosporaceae
Product: FTA4 domain containing protein
Cellular component (GO): Mis6-Sim4 complex
Source: RefSeq, a predicted model, not a curated record